AUGCCCUUCUUCAUGUGGUGCGCCCAGCGGUUGGGAGGCUUAGCAAUGGUGUCUCUCGCCCUGCUGAGCUUCUUAAUAUUGUCCAUGGAGUUCGUAUCGAGAUACGGCUACAGUUACAAUUUAGAAGACAAUCCGGAUGGUUCACGAUACUCGCCCAACGGUACCGGUAUCCUGACCGUUGUCUUCUCGUGGUAUUGCCUGUUUAUCCAUGUUCUGGUGACAGCUUUUCCUUUGCGUGCCUGCUGGGCUAUCUGGGAUCUCACCAGUUCUUUACGUACGACCGCGCAGGGCAAGACAUGUGUGGACUAUGAGGUAGCUCGACUCCGUCACAACUCACCUGCACCACUAUCCAGCUUGAAGACUCAACGGCUGUCUCAUAUUUCUCAGAGCGCGAGCAACGGAGCCGGCGAUCUGAAGUCCAACUUGUACGAAAACAGUGAAACGGGUUUAGACCAUAUCAUUCACGCCAUCAUCAUUCCAAAUUACAAAGAAGAAAUGGACACUCUUCGGGAGACGCUCGAUGUGCUUGCAUCUCACCCUCGAGCACGCAGUGGAUACGAUAUAUAUUUGGCCAUGGAGCAGCGAGAACCCGAUGCGGACGUGAAAGCCCUGUCACUCAUCAAAGAGUUCGCUGAAAAGUUUCGUUUUAUCGACUUCACCAUUCACCCUACCGGCAUUCCCGGUGACUGUCCUGGAAAGGGCAGUAAUGUGAAUUGGGCUGCUCGCAAAUUGAGCGAAAUGUACCCCAUCGCCUGUCGCAAGGAUGUUGUUGUCACCGGAAUCGAUGCCGACAGCCACCUUUUGUCCAACUACUUUGCUUUGGUUGCCAUGAUGCACAAGGCCUAUCCAGAAACUGCCACCACCACAUUAUAUGCGGCUCCAAUCAUCUUCGACCGCAAUGCCGACCGUGUUCCCGCUAUACUUGUCGAUUGGGUCGGCGGCUGGGAUUGCAAUUCCGAGGCCAUCGGCGAAGACCUGCACAUGUACACCAAGUGUUUUUUUGCCCUCAACGGCAACCUGACCGUGCGAACCGUUCUCAGUCCUAUCAGCCAAAGCAACGUCACGGCCGGCGGGUUUGGCAAGGGUGUGAUUGGCAUUCGGAUGGACAUGGGCGCGCGGUACAAGCAAGCCUUGCGGCACAUGUGGGGAGCACUAGAUACAGGCUUUGCACUGUACAAGGUGAUUGAGGUAUGGCAGAACAGGGAACGCUCCUCUUGUGCGUUCCGACCGCUGCAUGAACCUGCCUCUGAAGUUCGACUGGCAGCCCGGCAAAGCAAAGGGAGCCCCAAGGAUGCCGCCAGGGCCGGUAGCUUUACCGAUGUCACCCACGGCGUUCUUAAGGGACCCGAUUACCAGAGAAUAUUCUAUUUGCUCCACCGGCUCUUCGAAGCUCAUUUUUUGCCUGUCCAGAUGACCGGUGUGAUCUUGGCCUCGGCCGCAUACAAGUGGGUGACGGACGGCACACCAGACAUCCACGGCGUCAACUGGAUUUUCAGUGUAUGCAAAGGCCUCCGGACCUUUGGCUUCAUUGAAGUGGCCUUCUACCUUUUCUUGUACGAGAGCUACCAUAAGAUCGCACUCUCCAUCCGCGAAAAGGAAAUGAACAAUGUCGGCCUUGCUGAGGCAGACGGAUCGACAGACACGGUCUUUUUACCGCGAAGCAGCAAAGAAGGGACCAGCACCCGCGCAGGCCUGGCGAUGGAUGACCCCUCAGCGAUCACGGUGCUCACGCUCAACUGCUGGGGCCUCAAGUUCGUUUCGGCGUUCCGCGAGGAGCGGCUGGCCGAGAUCGGACGGCGGCUAGCGGUGCUGGCAGCAGCGCCGGACGCACCGGACCCGACAGGCUCGACAGAUCCUAGCUCGCCCGUUCGGCCGCCCGUCUCGAUUGUGGCGCUGCAAGAGUGCUGGUGCCAGUCAGACUUUGAGACGGUGCAGGCGCUCACGCGCGACGUGCUGCCGCAUGGCAAGUUCUUCCGCAGCGGGGUCUGGGGCGCGGGCCUGGCGGUACUCUCGUGCUGGCCUAUCACGCAGGCCAGCAUGCACGCAUAUGCGCUCAACGGACGGCCAACGGCCUUUUGGCGCGGCGACUGGUUCGUCGGCAAGGGCAUCGCCAGCGCCACAGUGCGCGUCAGUCCGCGGCUGGUCGUCGACGUGCUCGUCACCCACACCCACGCACCCUACGAGGCCGGCCGGCCCGACGACUCGUACCUGGCCCAUCAGCUGGCCCAGACCUGGGAGAUGGGCAGGCGUGCGGCUGCUGCGGCCGAACGCGGCGGCUUGGGCUUGUCUGCUCGCCUCGUCGUCGCUGUGGGUGACUUCAACAUGCUCCCGCAGUCGCUGCCGUACCAGAUGCUCCAGCUCGGCGCCCGUGCAGAAGCCAGCACCAGUCCCAGCCUCCAGCUGCUCGACUCUUGGCGCGUGCUGCACCCGCAGUCGUCCUUCGGCCCUGCUGCCUGUCUGGCCAAACAGGCCCGCCAAAAGUUGCAGACCACCGCCGCCACGGCAGCACAGAUCACUGUCCCUACGGCCGCCUUCAAUCUGACCGAAAACGGCGCCACGUCCGACAACGUGCUCAACACCUGGCGAUGGCCCAAGGACAAGCAGAAACGCCUCCUCCAGAGCUUCCGCAAUAUGUCACCACCAGGACCCUCUUCGGCUGUCCACAAUGACGAGUUUGACAUCGCCCCAGACACGCCCGACCCGUGUGGAAAGCGUCUCGAUUACAUCUUCUACAUGUCGUCUCCACCAAUACCACCAAAUGCUGACUCCUCAUCCAUUUACCACAGCUGGACUGUGAAGACGGCACGUGUCGCCAUGGUUGAGCCUCAUCCGACGUUGGGCUGUUCUGUGAGCGAUCACUUUGCCGUCGAGGCCACACUGGCCCUCGAGUUCAACAGCCAGGAUAGCGAUGCAAGUGGCAGGACCGACGAAACUGCCGACGUCGACGUCUACAAUAGUGUUUUGGCUGAGAUUGACCGUUACAUCGCCCGCGAGCAUCGCCAGCAGUUUUGGCGCUCUGUCCACUUCUUUUCCGCCGUCUUUGUCGCCGUAGCCUGCCAUGUCGCCAUGUGGUUCGUCCCCCGCUUGUUCGUCGCCUUCCUGCUCAUGCUGCUCAGCAGUCUCGGCCUUGCUGCCGGCGCCAUCGACGGCCUCCUAGCUCUCCUCUUCUUCGGCUCUGAAAUUCGCAAUCUGGAAGAGUUUCGCUGGCAGGUUUCCAAUGCUAGAGCUGCCGUUGCUGAAAGCCUGACCUCGCUUCCAAGUAGCGAAAAGGUCUAG
Molecule: messenger RNA, 3276 nt
Organism: Grosmannia clavigera kw1407
Lineage: Eukaryota; Fungi; Ascomycota; Sordariomycetes; Ophiostomatales; Ophiostomataceae
Product: sphingomyelinase family
Exons: 5
Coding region: 1-3276 (1091 amino acids)
Molecular function (GO): catalytic activity
Source: RefSeq, a predicted model, not a curated record